AGGGAGUUUCUGCCGCGUCUACCACAACCUGUGCAGCCUCAGAGCUGGCAGUCGCCCCCGCCGCCCCCACCACCGCCCCCGCCGCCAUCGCCGCUGCCGCCACCACCACCAUCAUCUCCGCUGCUGCCUCCGUGGGGCCCUUCCCCUUCACCGCCCCCUUCGCCGCCUCUACACAUUCUAGACCUUCUGUCCUGGAGAAGAAGCUAUAGUCGGUCUCCUUUGUGGGCCUGGGGCGCAGCCAUGGCGGACGGCGGCGGCGGCGGGGGAACGGGCGCGGUGGGCGGCGGCGGAGCGGGCCAGGCCUCUGCCGGGGCAGCGACUGGCGCUACUGGGGCCGGCGGGGGCGGUGGCCCCAUCAACCCCGCCUCGCUGCCUCCCGGCGACCCGCAGCUCAUCGCCCUCAUCGUGGAGCAGCUCAAGAGCCGGGGCCUCUUUGACAGCUUCCGCCGGGACUGCCUGGCCGACGUGGACACAAAGCCAGCUUACCAAAACCUGAGGCAGAAAGUGGAUAAUUUUGUGUCAACACAUCUGGACAAGCAGGAAUGGAAUCCUACAAUGAACAAAAACCAAUUGCGAAAUGGUCUGAGGCAGAGUGUGGUUCAGUCAGGGAUGUUGGAAGCUGGAGUAGACAGGAUUAUUUCUCAGGUGGUGGAUCCAAAACUAAACCACAUCUUCAGGCCACAAAUAGAACGAGCAAUUCAUGAGUUCCUGGCAGCCCAGAAAAAAGCAGCUGUGCCAGCACCCCCUCCAGAGCCCGACGGCCAGGACCCACCAGCUCCAUCUCAGGACACUUCCUAAGAAUAUGCCUGUCACCUUUUGAAAGCUCCAUUUUAGGCGAAGAAAUGGAUUCGGUUACAUAAGAGAACAACUUCAGACUGAAGAUAGGCCAAGGUCGUCACUGGUCUAAAGAUUUCAACCUUGACUAUGGGCAGUAAACAGAUUGAAAGGGGAGCAAGUUCAGCAGCAGGGAAGUUGACCAUGUCACCCCCUGCAUUGUGCUGCCAUUUGGUCCUCUGUCCAGGGGUGUGACACCAAGUAGACACUACAGAGAGAGAAACACUACAGCAACCCAGGGUUGUCCUGAAACAGACUUUACUUGAACAUGGAGACUGCACAUGGACUUUAGGGUUUGUGCUCUGGGAUAAACAAAAGCUACAGUGAGAGAAUAGAACCAAUCCCAAAGACGGUUUGAAAGAACAAUGACAGUAAAGGUUAACUGGGGGUGGUAUUUAACAGUGCUUAUUUGAUAUUGUCUCUCAGAGUUCCCAACUAGAUUGUACAAGUCAUUAGCAUCAGAUAGCUUUAAAGUUGUGACCUUCUUGUACAUGAAUCUUCUAGCCAGUUUCCUUUCCUUUGUCAUAGGUAACAAAACAUGAAAUCCUAGAAUAUGUGAAAAGUUCAGACAUGAGGUAUAAGGAAACUCAUCUGCAGGCUCUCUGUCCAGAGCUGCUUUCUGUCCUGCGGGGGCUAGUGAGUCUUACGUAUGUUGACUUUAUUCUCACAUUUGUGUUUUUUUUAGGAAAGUGGUCGGUAAAUGGCUUAUCUUUCAUAAUAAAAUCAUUUGAUACUCUUACUCUGAAGCUUCAGCUGAACCUUAGACCUCAGGCCUGUGAAGGGCAACUUUUGUCCUCUUGUCUCUAUGCCAUUUCUGUGCACCACACAUGAUCUACUGGCAGUGAAGAUUGGUACGUAUAACUUGGAACUAUUCUCUCCGAAACUAGUAGGCGUAGCUAGAAGCUGGCUGUUUCUCUCCUCCCUGAGCCGUUACUGACACCGGUCUUUAGUUGAGGUAGUCCAUGGUGUGUGUCAGUAUUUGUCAACCUUAAGUGUGCAGAAGUAGCACCUGGGGAUCUUGGGAAAAUGCAUAUUCUGAUUCAGAAGUUCUGGGGUGGGACUUAAGAGUGAGUGGUUCUGACAAGCUGCCACGUGAUGCUGAUGCUGCCAGGCCUCAGAACAUAACUCUGUGUAAUAGGCCUUGGAUUAAUGUAGCCAAGAUUAUGUCAUACCAAGAGUCUUGGUUCUUGGUUGAGUCUACUACUGUCUAUUGCUGCUAAUCUGAUCAUAUUUAACCAGUUCAGUUGGUUCCCCGUUAAGACAAAUGCUCCACUUCUACCUUUACCAUAAAUACUCCUAAAUUAGGACUGCAUUGCCAUAUUCAGCAAGAUGUUUGUUAGCAUGUGCCCUCAUUUUAAAGCAAGCUGGCCACAUGUAUAAGGCAGGUGGCAGUUAGAACUGAAAUGUCUCUUCCCGCCUGGUAGGUACAGUUCCAUUUCAAGCUGCCUUCACAGUUGCAGGAGUCAACAAAGUUCUUAACCCCAGAGAAUGGGCCCUCCAGUCCUCUCUACUACUAGGCAGACAUGGAGUGUCCAGAAUUACAUUCCUGUGCUUACAGAAAAGCUGCUCAGACUAGCUGUAGUGUCUUCUCUUCAGGACCACAUAGCUCUAAUGGGAGGCUCCUUUCCUGUGAGGCAUUCUUUUGGGAGGGAGAUCUCUGCAUAGCUACUUUCUGUUGACCCAGCAUCUUGCCUAUCCCACACUGACCUCAACUCAGCAACAAAGAGGGCAAAAGCCCACAGAAAGCUUCAUCCUUUCUGCUCCCAAAUGCUCAAUUAACUGCAUUUUGUGUAUGUUUUUGGCAGACAGUUUUUGGUUCAACUCAGAUCUCUUACUUUCCUUUUUCCAUUACUAGAGAUAGCUUGACCAGUUGAUGAGAAACACCCUAAUUUUCACAAAAUGUUAAAUGUGCCAAAUAUCAGAGUUUCUACGUUUUUUUAAUCAUUGUGUUAUAUCCACCAAGAGUCACCUAGAUUAGAGAUUAUUUCAUUUGGAAAAAAUGGAGGAGAACAUGAGAUUACAGAAAUAACUGGGUAUAUCACUGCUGUUGGGUGGACAGUGGACUUUUUGGCUCCUAGCUGAGCAUCACUGAAAGGGAAGACAUGCCUGUGUUGCCUUGGGUAACCAUAUUCAGAUUGGCAUAUACAAGUGAGUCAAGACAACAGCAUUAGAUUAGGGGAAAGAAAGCCUCUUCCUCCUUUAGGAACUGGUCAGCAGGUAAACCUCUGCAUCCUCAACUGAGUUUUCACUUGGGUUCGUGAUGCAGAAACUAGAAAAAUUGUGUAUGUUCUGAGAUCCUGAGGAAGACAAGACCACCAAAAAAUCCCACCUCUUAAACACACCUUUGCUUAAUUCAUUCCGAUACAAGAAAUGAGCUGUCAUGAGCCAGUUAGGCCUCUCUCCCUCUCGUUGGAAAAACCGCUGCUAUUUGCAAAAGCCCGGUGGAACACAGAGCUAAUACAUGAACAAAUACUGCCCAUACUUGUAAGCUGAUUUGCGGUCAGUAUCUCAAGAGCCCCAUCAUGUAAGGUGGGGGUCAGCUGAGGCGAGAAGAAGGCUAUCAUUUUGAAGCCCAGUUCUUCUUCCUGGGACGGCAUCUGUGAUUGCUGCUGGAGACCCUUGCUUGUGGGACUUUGCCAGUUACCAACUUAAAUGUUUGAUAUUGCCAACUCAUCAUCUCAACCCAGUCCUGAUUUUUUUAACUUUUGGCUUUUAGUGACGUUUGUGGCUCCUAUAGCAAAAUUUAAGGAAUGGUUUGAUCCUCUUUCCAUCACUUUGCCUUAUCCUCUGUUUACUCAUCAGGUGGGUGGAAGGUAGAAGUGUCUAUGCAUUCUGUGUCACCUUCUAGCACUAUGAACUGAAUAAGUGCUAACAGAUCAAUUACAGUAGUGGUUCUGAACAUAUCCCCAACCAGCAGCAUCAGCAUCACCCUGGGACUUGUUCAAAAUGUGUCCCCCACCCCAGACUCAAGAGAUGUGGAGGGCCCCAGCAAGCCCUCCAGGUGGUUCUGAUGCACACUAAAAAUCACAUUUGCUUAGGAAACAUUUUAAAUCAUGCUUGCAUGUGUGUCCAACAACUCCUGAAAGGCAAGACUACUAUGUCAUUUAAAAAAAUUCUCCCAUUGCAAGUGCCUGGAACAAGACGAGAAUUAAAUAUGGGUGCAUACUAGAAGUCUAUCCCGGCCUUUCUGACUACCAAAUAUAUGGUGUAUUUUCCCUACAAAGAUACUCAUCCUGCUGCAUGGAAGAUGAUCCCAAAGUACCAUCUAGUCACUGCAUCCAACCCAUGGUUCAGGACAUCUGUACAGGAGGAACCAGGCAGCUCCUUUGUUAGACCUAAGAAUUAAAAUGCAGGUUGCCCAAUAUCUCACCUGAUAAGCAACAGGAACAGUUAGAAAAGGGAAGCAUGGGAAGCCUUGUCAUUCCUGGCCCAUGGCAAUUCCAAAAUCCCAGUUGGCAGCUGCUGUGAGGUCACUUAACCUAGGCUGGCAGAUGUUCCUUGUUUAGGACUUGGUUCCAUUCUUUAGCAGGGUCUCCCCAUUCCAUUGUCCUCUGGCCUCUGGCUUCACCCUCUGCUAGGUUCUUUCAUUUCCAUUAUCCUCCCUUCCCAUCCUCCUCUUUGGCCACACCCGAAAGAGACAUUCAAUACUCUAUUAGAGGUUGUGCAGCCUUCUCAAUCCUCAUCCUCUACAAGAUUGGAGACCCAAGGAACAUUUUGAGUUUUGAACAGAGACUUCUGGAACUUGGGCUUCUGAAGUUGUUUUGUUUUUGUCAGAAUGAGCUUCAAAAAUGUAGUAGAAAUUUUACCUGAUUGAUUCCAUUCAGUAACGUGGGCCAGAAGCCACAAUCAACAUUUCCUUUUUUGUGACUCAGUUCUCAAAUCUGCUAUAUUUCUUCACUCCCUUACCCUCAUCCUCUCUAGAUUUAAACUUUAAGUCUAGAUUUAAACCUGUGGUGCUUCUGUGCAAAAAAAAAAAAACCAGACUUUUUUUUUUCCCCUGAGCCGUUUUGUCCAGCUGGAAAGUUUGCGGGGGUGCCACAUCCUUCAUCUUCACACUGAGACCUUUGUCAUGCCACUGUUUUCUGCAUUUAUUUCUUGUUUGCAGCCGAGUCAGUUUACUUAUUCAACAUUACAGGCCCUCAAAUAUCUGGACUGUCCCUCUUUAAUUUCUGCUGACAAACUGGAAAACUUGUCUGUAGGCUCAUUUCUUUCUUGUAAGGUCUCUCCAAAUACAGGCAGCCGCCACUGGCAUUCCGCUUUCCACCUCUUCCCUUACAGCCAUGGCUUCAUUAGGUGUGUGCCCUGCCCUGAGUUGCUGCUGCCCAAUACCUACUCCUACUAUGUUGGUUUAUUUGCAUUUUUGCAGCUUGCAACUAAAAAAUGCCCUGACCAAUUGUCUUGUAGCAUUUGUUUGAUUUACCCAUUAAAUGAUCCUCCAAUUGGUAGAUGUUUUCUUCAACUGACAGAUCAGGUUUGUACUUCUUGCUGUAUUUAAAGUUAAACUUUUUACAUGUGAAUAAUUGAAGGGGCACAUGUAGUU
This is a messenger RNA of Sapajus apella (tufted capuchin), 5374 nucleotides long. It is a transcript of the gene BOD1, whose product is annotated as biorientation of chromosomes in cell division 1. The record is from RefSeq and is a predicted model, not a curated record. Bases 241 to 798 code for a protein of 185 amino acids. Lineage: Eukaryota; Metazoa; Chordata; Mammalia; Primates; Cebidae. The transcript has 4 exons.